AACUAUUUUAGAAACUGUUGAAAUUAAAAUUAUUUAUUAGUGGUUAAUUUUUCAAAACGAAAAAAAAAUGGAUCAAAUGUUACCUAGUCCUGGAUUUAGUAUACCAAGUAUAGGUACUCCUUUGCAUCAACCAGAAGAGGACCAACAAAUUUUACCUAAUGCUUUACAACAGCAGCAGCAACAACAACAGCAACAAGCACAGCCACAACAACAAUAUCAAUUACAACAAUUGCACGCAAUGAGUCCAAAUAUGCAAAGUGGAAUGCUUAUGAUCGGAACACCACAAAAGACUAUGCAUGCUUAUGCAACAGCACCUACAUUUGCAACACCGCAAAGCCUUAUGCAGCCACAAACACCGCAAAAUAUGAUGUCUCCACUAGUACAAAAUACUAGUCAUAUUGCACCUCCAUCGAUAGGACCAUCUACACCAGGUCCCAUGACACCUAUGACACCAGCAUCUGCAGAUCCAGGAAUAUUACCACAACUUCAGAAUAUUGUCUCUACAGUUAAUUUGAAUUGCAAGUUAGAUUUAAAAAAAAUAGCUCUUCAUGCAAGGAAUGCAGAAUAUAAUCCAAAAAGAUUUGCUGCAGUUAUCAUGAGGAUAAGGGAACCAAGAACUACUGCUUUAAUAUUUAGUAGUGGAAAAAUGGUAUGCACUGGAGCAAAGAGUGAAGAGGAUUCUCGAUUGGCUGCAAGAAAGUAUGCCAGAAUUAUUCAAAAGCUUGGUUUUCCUGCAAAAUUUCUUGACUUCAAAAUACAAAACAUGGUAGGCAGCUGUGAUGUGAAAUUUCCAAUUCGGCUAGAAGGAUUAGUACUUACUCAUGGACAGUUUUCUUCCUAUGAACCUGAACUUUUCCCUGGAUUAAUAUACAGAAUGGUUAAGCCUAGAAUUGUUUUGCUCAUAUUUGUUUCAGGAAAAGUAGUUCUAACAGGAGCAAAAGUUCGACAGGAGAUUUAUGAAGCGUUUGAUAAUAUUUAUCCCAUUUUGAAAAGUUUCAAAAAGCAAUGACUUUAUAUUUUAAUAAAUGUCAAGGUUAUGCAUUACACAAACAAAUUGAGGAUAAUGUAAGAAUAUACCGACC
This is a messenger RNA of Habropoda laboriosa, 1082 nucleotides long. It is a transcript of the gene Tbp, whose product is annotated as TATA-box-binding protein. Gene Ontology annotation, biological process: DNA-templated transcription initiation. The transcript is spliced from 6 exons. Bases 68 to 1009 code for a protein of 313 amino acids. NCBI's taxonomy places the organism in Eukaryota, Metazoa, Arthropoda, Insecta, Hymenoptera, Apidae. Gene Ontology annotation, molecular function: RNA polymerase II general transcription initiation factor activity; DNA binding. The record is from RefSeq and is a predicted model, not a curated record.